AUGGCUGGCAGGUCUGAGAGGCGUACCCUUGGCGACCGCGAGGACCCAAGGCUGGCCAAAUUGGCUUUCAAUGCCGGGAAUUUGAGUGCACUUGAUCUACUGAAUGCUGGAAGCGGACAAUGGCAGGUGCGCACAGUGAAGCGUGGCUGGGCCACUUUGGCACCUGCGUUGCAGGCGGCUUUGACUCAAGCGAUGUCGCAGAUCGAGGAUCGAGUGGAGAUCCUGAUUGACCCUGACACCAGGACCUGGGUGCGUGAUGUUCACCACGUGGACGCGGUGCCCUUUUAA
Molecule: messenger RNA, 288 nt
Organism: Cladocopium goreaui
Lineage: Eukaryota; Dinophyceae; Suessiales; Symbiodiniaceae
Source: the annotation of a GenBank genome assembly